UAUAUUGUGUAUCCUAUUUUCCCAAAGGUUACAUAUUCAAACCUCUUUUUCUCAAGCUUCCGCCGCACCUUCUUCUCCCUCCCUUCAACCACCACUCCGCCGCCGUCACAACCUCCUCUCCGCAGACAUACUUGGCGCGUCCGGCGAGGCCAUAACUCGACUUGGAUAGCAGCGAAGAUGGUGGUUAAACCAGGUUCGGUACCGGAUUUCGAGGCGCUCAGAGAGCUGUUUAAGCAUCAUAUAGAGUCCUUCGAUCACAUGGUAGACGCUGGAUUGGACACCGCUAUCCGCCACAUCAAAGCCGUCGAGGUUUUCGACGAGUUAACUGCCACAAAGCUUAGAAUUUCGUUGGAGAAUCCAGUUAUGUAUCCACCGCAGAAGGAGCGAAUUUCGAGGACGAUGAAGGAAGCUUUACUUCCGUUUGAAUGUAGACAGGCAAAGAUUUCUUAUACAGGAAAGCUAACUAUAGAUGUUUGCUUUCAAUACAAUGAUGGACCUGUUAUUAGAGAAACUUUAAAUUUUGGACAGUUUCCCAUAAUGUUGCAGUCAAAGUUAUGCAACUUAAGAGGUGCUGACCCCAAAAAACUUGUGUCCUACAAGGAAGAAGCAUCGGAAAUGGGUGGCUACUUCGUCUUGAAUGGCCUUGAGAGGGUUAUCCGACUGUUAAUUAUGCCAAAACGGAAUUAUCCAACGAGUAUGGUGCGAAAUUCAUUUAGUGAAAGGCGAGAAGGAUACACUGAUAAAGCAGUUGUAAUAAGGUGUGUAAGAGCUGAUCAGUCCUCAUUAUCAAUACGAUUGUAUUACCUUCGUAAUGGGAGUGCAAGACUUGGUUUCUGGUUAAGAGGAAGAGAAUACUUACUUCCUGUUGGCAUUGUUUUGAAGGCCCUCAUUAAGACAUCUGAUCGUGAAAUUUAUGUAAAAUUGACAAGUUGCUAUAAUGAAAAGUAUGCAAAGGGAAAGGGUGUUGUUGGGACCCAGCUUGUUGGUGAAAGGGCAAAAAUAAUCUUAGAUGAACUUCGAGAUUUGUCUCUAUUCACCCAAGAUCAAUGUCUAGAGUAUAUUGGAGAGCACUUCCAACCUAUUAUGCCUGAACUUAAGCAAGCCAGUUAUUCUAUUGUGGCUGAAGCUGUUUUGAAGGACUGCAUAUUAGUUCAUCUGGAUGAGAAUUUCGACAAAUUCAAUCUUCUCAUCUUCAUGUUGCAGAAACUUUUCUCGCUUAUAGACCAGACGUCAGUUCCAGACAAUCCCGAUUCCUUGCAAAAUCACGAGGUUUUACUCCCUGGCCAUCUGAUUACACUUUAUAUCAAGGAAAAAUUGGAAGAUUGGCUGCAAAAAGGAAGAAGGCUUAUUAUGGAUGAAAUCGAUAAAAAGAGCCAGAAAUUUGAUAUCAGCGACAUUGCUCAAGUUAAGAAAAUUAUGGAUAAAAAUUCGUCAAAGCAAGUCAGUGCCGCUGUUGAAAACAUGUUGAAAACUGGAAGAUUGGUUACACAAACGGGUCUAGAUCUGCAACAGAGGGCAGGAUAUACAGUUCAGGCUGAAAGGCUAAACUUUUUACGUUUUAUAUCACAUUUUCGUUCCGUUCAUAGAGGGGCCUCAUUUGCUGGACUCCGUACCACAACUGUCCGGAAGCUCUUACCUGAAUCUUGGGGAUUUCUUUGCCCUGUGCACACACCUGAUGGAGAGCCUUGUGGAUUGUUGAAUCAUUUGACUCGCACUUGUAGGAUAACAUCAUUCUUUGAUUCUCAAGGAAAAAUUAAAGAUUAUUUUAAAAUAAAAAAGUCCAUUGAAGAUAUUUUAAAGGAGGUUGGGAUGACACCAUCCGUGCCAAACACACCUCUUCCUGGUCCACCUGAAGCUCUUACUGUUCUCUUAGAUGGUUGUGUCAUUGGUUGUAUAGCAUCCAGUGAAGUGGAGAAAGUUGUGGCUUACAUACGAGAAUUAAAAGUCUCUUCUGCUUCAGUGAUUCCUGAUGACAUGGAAGUGGGAUAUGUUCCUUUGAGCAUGGGUGGAGCCUAUCCUGGUCUUUACCUUUCCACGUCCCCUUCAAGAUUUGUUCGACCAGUAAAAAAUAUAUCAAUUCCUUCCAAUGGAAAUGAAAACAUUGAGCUCAUUGGGCCAUUUGAGCAGGUUUUUAUGGAAAUUAGAUGUCUUGAUGGAGGAGAUGGUGGAAGAAAAAGUUCAUUUCCUGCGACUCAUGAAGAAAUCCACCCAACAGAAAUGCUUAGUGUAGUUGCAAAUCUCACCCCGUGGUCAGAUCAUAAUCAGAGUCCACGAAAUAUGUACCAAUGCCAGAUGGCAAAGCAAACAAUGGCAUUCUCUUCACAAACUAUUCAACAUCGUGCAGAUCAGAAGUUGUAUCAUCUUCAGACUCCUCAGACUCCCAUUGUACGCACAAGUACAUAUAGUAAGUACAACAUUGAUGAAUUUCCGACAGGCACAAAUGCUAUUGUGGCAGUUCUGGCUUAUACAGGAUAUGAUAUGGAGGAUGCCAUGAUUCUAAAUAAGUCUUCAGUGGAACGUGGAAUGUUUCAUGGACAAAUAUAUCAGACGGAAACUAUUGACUUAACUGAACAAAGCAGAAAGUCAGACCAAUCUUCGAGAAUGUUCAGAAAAAGUAAUGUAGAGAAAUCAGCUCAUCCCUCUAUUGAUUCAGAUGGACUUCCACAUGUUGGUCAGAUGAUACGACCAGAUGAACCCUAUUGUAGCAUUUAUAAUGAAGUUACAAGUUCCACACACACAUUUAAAAGAAAGGGUUCUGAAGCUGUUUAUGUUGAUUAUGUUGCUGUGGAUGUCAAAAACUCGAAGCAGCUUCAGAAGGUUAACAUACGCUUUCGACAUCCUCGGAACCCUGUUAUUGGGGAUAAAUUUAGCAGUAGACAUGGACAGAAAGGUGUUUGCUCUCAGUUGUGGCCAGAUGUUGAUAUGCCAUUUUCUGGAAAUACUGGCAUGCGCCCUGAUCUCAUCAUCAAUCCCCAUGCAUUUCCUUCCAGGAUGACAAUUGCUAUGCUUUUGGAAUCAGUUGCUGCUAAGGGAGGUUCCUUACGUGGAGAAUUUGUAGAUGCAACUCCAUUUCGAAGUUCAGUGAAGAAAGACGAUGAGGGGUCUGAUUCAAAAUCUGGUUCCCUUGUGGAUGAUCUUGGUCUUAUACUAAAAGAAAAGGGAUUUAAUUAUCACGGUCUGGAGGUUCUAUACAGUGGUGUUUAUGGAACAGAGCUAACAUGUGAAAUAUUUAUUGGGCCUGUUUAUUAUCAGCGGCUGCGACACAUGGUUUCAGACAAAUUUCAGGUUCGAUCUACUGGCACAAUUGAUCAGGUUACCCGGCAGCCAAUAAAAGGACGGAAGCGUGGUGGAGGAAUUCGAUUCGGCGAAAUGGAACGUGACUCUCUGCUUGCACACGGAGCUGCAUAUCUUCUGCAUGAUAGGUUGCACACAUGUUCUGAUUAUCACAUUGCUGAUGUAUGUUCUCUAUGUGGAAGCAUGCUGACAACAACAUUCAUCGAGCCGCAGAAGAGGCCGGUGCGCCAGAUCGGUGGGCUACCCCCCGGAAGAACCGCGAAGAAGGUUACCUGUCAUGCUUGCCAAACGAGUAGAGGCAUGGAGACUGUUGCCAUGCCUUAUGUGUUCAGAUAUUUGGCUGCAGAGUUAGCAGCAAUGAACAUUAAAAUGACUCUCAAGCUCACUGAUGGAGCUGAAGUUGGAGCCUAAUAUGUUUACAUUAUAGUAUAGUCUCAGCUGCUCUUAAACUGAUUGAAUGUGGUGAAGCUUGUGAUUGCAGCAUGAAUCUUCAAUGGAGCUCAGAUGCUUGCUCACAUCAUGGGAGAGUUAAAAAUUUUGCUGACCCUUUUAACAGAAAUUUUGCUCACAUCAUGGAGAGUUAAAAAUUUUGGAGCACAAGGUUUGAAGUGUUAUUCAUUUUGUCAAUUGUUAUGUGGAAAGUGUUCAACGGAUUCAGAAGGUGGGAAGACUUACGUGGAUUUUAUAGUUAUUGUAAAUUCUAUCGUAGCCUUGAGUUGGGGUCUUGAUUAUUGCUACUUGAAGAUAGAUACAUUUUUCUAUUAUUAUUUUGCAUAUUACCAGUAAGUUUAUACAAUUUUUAGUUUAAUGAUAUAGUUAUUAUGUGGAUU
Messenger RNA from Vigna unguiculata (cowpea), 4124 nucleotides. It is a transcript of the gene NRPA2, whose product is annotated as nuclear RNA polymerase A2. The record is from RefSeq and is a predicted model, not a curated record. NCBI's taxonomy places the organism in Eukaryota, Viridiplantae, Streptophyta, Magnoliopsida, Fabales, Fabaceae. Gene Ontology annotation, molecular function: ribonucleoside binding; DNA-directed RNA polymerase activity; DNA binding. Gene Ontology annotation, cellular component: nucleus. Gene Ontology annotation, biological process: DNA-templated transcription.